Messenger RNA from Nematolebias whitei (Rio pearlfish), 1252 nucleotides. It is a transcript of the gene ntm, whose product is annotated as neurotrimin. Bases 62 to 1003 code for a protein of 313 amino acids. NCBI's taxonomy places the organism in Eukaryota, Metazoa, Chordata, Actinopteri, Cyprinodontiformes, Rivulidae. The transcript has 7 exons. The record is from RefSeq and is a predicted model, not a curated record.
ACUGCAAGUGGACGAGCAACCGUGCGUGCAGACUAACCGUGCCGGCCAGGCGCUGCAGAUAAUGAGUGUCUGCAGAAAUCUUUCCACCUUUUCCACAUGUGCAGCUUUGUCUCUGUGGAUCCUAUUUGUCGUUGCAUGGCCGGUCCAAAGCCAACUGGGUUCUGAGAAUAAAGUAAUGGACAACAUCACAGUCCGACAGGGAGAGACGGUCCUCCUCAGGUGUGAACAGGGAGACACGGUCACACACACUGCUUGGCUAAACCGGUCGAGUAUACUGUAUGCCGGGGAGGACAAGUGGUCAGUUGAUACCAGAGUAAGUCUGGUGGCCCUUAAUCAAAUGGAGUUCACAAUCAAGAUUGAAAAUGUGGACAUGGCAGAUGAAGGGCUGUAUGUGUGUACAGUCCAAACAAGCACUCGACCAAGAACUACAUCUGUUUACAUUCUUGUUCAAGUUCCACCUAAAAUCAUCAACCUUUCAAGAGAAAUUGUGGUAAACGAAGGCUCAAACGUCACUCUGAUGUGUCAAGCCAGUGGAAAACCAGAGCCUUCCAUUAGCUGGAACUUCCUCUCUAAUUCAGAAGACCUGGCAUCAGAAGAGGAGUUGCUGAAAAUCUCAUCUAUUAGCAGACAGGGAGCAGGGACAUACGAAUGCACAGCUGUCAAUGGUAUCGGCACAGAUGUUCAGACUGUAGACAUCACCGUCAACUAUGCUCCAACCAUAACAGAAGGCCGAGACAUUGGCGCUACUCUAGGCCAGAAAGGAGUGCUCGAGUGUGAAGCCAGUGCCGUACCUGAAGCAGAUUUUGAAUGGUACAAAGAUGACAGAAGAAUCUUCAAUGGCCUUAAUGGGAUGGAACUGGUCAGCACAGGAGCUCUGUCAAAGCUGACCUUCUUUAAUGUGUCUGAUGGGGAUUUUGGAAACUACACUUGUCUUGCCAUCAACAAACUAGGGAGCUCCAACACAAGUUUCCUCCUGUAUUCGCAGUUCAGGAUGGCAACAUGAGCACAAUGGCAGUGCACGCUCACACCUGUCUCAUUCUGAUAGCGUUUGUGUCCUUCCUGCUCCAGCUUUGAAGACAAUUGGAUUUGAGUUUGUACACGGUUGUAUGCACAUUCUUUUCAUGCAGAAACAAACUGAUUCACAGGAAGUGCUACAUAUAUCUUGCAAAACACUGAUGUUGGCCCACUAAAAAAGACUUCAUUUGUUCUUAUUUCUAGUUUUUAAGUGUUUAAAAUACUCCUUUUAUUUAUU